Molecule: messenger RNA, 6102 nt
Organism: Lytechinus pictus (painted urchin)
Lineage: Eukaryota; Metazoa; Echinodermata; Echinoidea; Temnopleuroida; Toxopneustidae
Product: ribosomal oxygenase 2-like
Exons: 11
Coding region: 3279-4772 (497 amino acids)
Cellular component (GO): nucleolus
Molecular function (GO): histone H3K4 demethylase activity; histone H3K36 demethylase activity
Source: RefSeq, a predicted model, not a curated record
GGCGGCAUUAACAAUAGUUUCUGCAUUUAGAGAUACCUGCACUUCAAAAAUAUCACUCUAUUGGUGGAUCAAGGCAGGGAUCUCAAUGUAUUUUUCUCUUGGAUUUUUUUUUUUACUUCCAAAUCGACUGUAUUCAUGUUUUGUUAAACUAAUGUUUUCAGAGGAUGAUCAUUUUUUCCCCGAUCACGAUAUGGGGGCAUGAUGUAGAUAUCUCUGUUAUAAAAAGGAACAUGAAGAAAGGUUUAAAUAUCUGUUCUAAGUAAUAACUCUAUACAAUAAAUUUAUUGCAUGGAUUCUAACCAGCUUUGUAUAAUCCUUGCGUGUGGGUAUUUCGAAUAUUGAUAAAAAACGAACUUCAAUUGGCUCUGAAGCAUUGCUUUUUUAAUGCAAUCUAGCUGUGCUUUUCAAAGUAGAUAAUGACUGUCAAUAUCAAGUCAAAAAUUAGCUUCGUUAUUCAGGUGAUUACAAAGUGUUCUUUUCUUCAGAAGAACUAGCAUAAUUGUAGAUCUCUCCUCUCCUGAAGCAAGAUGGACUGAUGGUGUUGCCUUUCUCUCUGGUGACCAGGAGCCUGUAUUGUGCUGCAGCUGAGAGUAUCAUUUCCCAAAUUACUGGGAAUGAGAAGAAUUCAAUCAGAUAAUCAAGUUCUUCCAUCCAUGAUGGAUUUUUCCUAUCCACCAUUCAACUGUGGAAGGGAAGCUGAUAUAUCCUGGAGUGCUGGUGGGUAAUAAGUCCCUAUCUGUCGAGGAGAUGCUACCUUUGGUCGAUGAACAGUACAUUCUGGCAGUUCAGUCUCAAGACAGUGUAUGAAUUUAAUGCCUGCAGGAGCAUUUAGUCGACCGUAUGACUCACGAUGUACUCAUUACAAGGUAUCCACACUUGGAUCCUUCGAAGAAUGUGCUUCCCAAGGAACAUUUCCCGUACUUGCUCUUUUAUUACCCAGGUUCUCUUUGGUGGGAUCAGGGUCUAAAUCAAGAAUAUCGUUUCCAUGCGCACCUCUGCCGGUUCAGUGAGGAUUUCCGUAAUAGGGCAUCUGGGCUACCUCUCAUCAGAAUGAAUUGCCAAGUGGCAGCAGGUUGGAAGAAUCGAGGAAAGCAGAGACCGAGGAGCUUCCAAGACCAGCCCCUGACAAUCCACCAUCUCCAGAUACUGUUCCAGGACCAACAGAUGGUACCAUUAACUCUGUUCAACGUGGUGAAGACUGGACUGCCAACCAGACACACACCAAAGGGUAUGUGAUUCCACGAUGUACAUUUAGGACAAGAGGUUUUUGUCCAUCUGUUUGGUGUGCAAUACAUCCCAAAGGCCAUCUCAGGGAUCACAUGUAUUCACACAUGCCUGUUUGCGUAUUUAUGCAAAAAGCCUAAGGCAGAAAUAUUCUCUGGAAAGAGCUCACAGCCAGGCGAAAUGUCUUGGUUUCUUCUCUAGACAUAUAUUAGGUACUGUAGACCUGUCCCGUCUUGUGGCCUGGGUUUAUGAUCUGGCGAGAGAAGCCACUUAUGAAUGGAACCUCCCUAAACAUGUCAUCUUUGAAAUGAAGCACUUCGCACGGUUAAUGAAAUGGCCAACAGAGCAUGGGAUUAAAGUGGGUCCUGCCAACCAGAGGGCUUUGGUGUUACUGAGGAACGCUCUUCCUGAUCAUGCUGUAGAGAGCCAGGAGUGGCAUUCACUGAUGGAAACUGAACAGAACGAGAACAGGGAAGUUUGUCGGUUUGUCACACCUCGUCACCAAUCUCCCAAGGGUCCAAUUUCCACCAAAACAUCACCUUCCUUCCAGAGUGACCAUCCCUCUGGGCCCCCUGGUCAAGCGUCAUGCGGCUCCUUCCAAGCUUUUGAUAGUCAUUUUCAUCUCGACCAUUUAGAGCAAAGGAUGGUAAAGCGAGAGGAGGAUGCCAUAGCGGCACUGGUAGGUCGGAACCCCAAAUUUCAUGUUCAUCUUCGUGGUGGUGUCAUCAACUAUUGCGAUGCUACUAAUUUCCAUCAGGUACGCUUUCUGGCAAACUCCUCUUUCAGGGUAGCAGUUGGAAUACAUCCACGUCAUGCUUUCCAUAUAAGUGAGACAGAGAUAGACCAACUUCACGCACUCUUAUACCCACAGGUCAGUGCUUUGAGCGAAGUUGGAUUGGAUUACUCCUGCUUUAAAGAACAAUGGGAAAGCCAGAAGGUACUGCUACGCCACAUCCUUGCCAUGGGAGUCACAGGAAGGGUGUUAAUCCUUUGCUUACGUGCAGAUGGAACCAACUUUGCAGCAGGGAGACCUUCAAAGGAGUGCAUGAGAAUUAUGUUAAGAGUUUAAAGUGAGCCGUCACCAACGAAUCCACUUCCACCUUUAUGACCUCACCAGUGAAGAGGUGGCUCUUUGGAAAGAGAGUUACCCAGAGUGUCAUUUUGGAUUUAGCUGCUGCGCUGAACGUCUUGUCUCAACAAGUAGCGUUGAAACGUGUCCCCUUUUCACGUGUCUUGCUGGAAUCCAACUCACCCUUCCUUCCGGUUGACCUUACUGCCAAUUCAAACUCCCCAGCUUACAUUGGAGAAAUUGCUCAGGUGCUGGCUAAACAAAUACAACUUGAUCUGGAAGAUGUUCUGAAGAUGACUUCUGACCUUGCGAUCCUCCUGUAUGGCCCCGGGCGCGCUGAGUGUUCUCUGCAUUGACAGUUGCGGGCAAUUUUUCUUUUAUUGGUAUUCUCCCUUUUUUUUUCAUUUAAUAUUCAUUUAGUUCAUUUUGUUUUAUUUCAUAUUCUUGUUAUCAUUACAGUUUGGUGGAUGGGGGGGGGGGGUAGUUAGAUGGAUGUGAAAUGAAGAAGUGCAGAGGAAGAGCUGAUGGGAUGUGGUAGGGUUUGGCAAAGCUAGGGGGUGGUAGAUGGAAUGGAAAUGGGGGUUAUAGAGAUGGAGAUAGAGAAGGGAAGAGGAAAUAGGUAAAUGGAAGGCAUGCCUGCUAGGGAAGGUUGGUCUUGGGCGGGGGUAGGAUAGACGGAGGGAUGAGCCUAUAGGGACAGGGAAGGGGAAGCGGAGGGGUAUAGAGGGAGAAUAUGAUGGUAUUUACAGGGAGGUAGAAGAGGGUUUAAGGGAAUAAAUAGGGGGUAACGGUUGGUAGAGAUUAAAAGGAAGGGGGAUGUUAAAAGAGGGAAAUGUAACAAGUACAAUAAAACUGGGUAUUAUCAACUUGCCAUGACUCCUCACAAUUGAAGACUGCAUCUGGAUAUUGAAUGGUCUUGGAACAUCCUCCUGGCAGGUGCGGUAGAAUAACCAGAACCUGAACUGAAUCUCGAGAAUUUGUCGUCAUGCCGAAGCGAAAAUCAAAGCAGCUACCUGACCCACCGUCCAAUGCUGCUGCGAAGGACUCUUCUAAGAAAGCUCGAGGACUGACCAAGAACAGUGACGCAAGUGGUGAUGCCAAUGAGGAUAACGGUACGCCCAGCUCAGCUCUGCCUUCAGAUGUAUUCGCACAUCUCAUUCAUCCAAUCAAGGUUGAAACGUUUUUGGAAGAGUACUGGGAAAAGCAACCCAUCGUCAUACCGAACAGAAAAGGGCACCAGGAGUUCUUCCAGUCGCUCUUUACAAGGAAGAUCUUGGAGGAACUUGUAGCGGAGAAGAAGGUCUCCUUUGUCAAGGACUGCAAUGUCUGUCGGUACAAGGAUGGUGAGAGGGAAUCGCUCAACGGGAAAGGGAUGGUCAAACCGAAUAAACUCAAGGAACUUUUGGACAGAGACAAAGCUACAAUACAGUUUCACCAACCGCAGCGCUUUCAGGAGAGUAUAUGGAGUCUACUAGAGAAGCUAGAAUCAUUCUUUGGUUGUCUGGUAGGUUCCAAUGUCUACAUGACACCCAAGCUAUCUCAAGGACUGGCGCCUCAUUACGAUGAUGUAGAGGUGUUUGUGCUUCAGCUUGAAGGAGAGAAACAUUGGCGUCUCUAUAAACCGCCGACCCUUCUUCCCCGAGAUUAUAGCCGAGAUCUCGACCAAUCAGAGAUCGAAGAGCCGACACAUGACAUAGUACUUCAGGCAGGUGAUCUUAUGUACUUCCCACGAGGAACGGUUCACCAGGCUGAUACACCUAGUACAUGUUCCCACUCCACACAUCUGACUAUUAGCACAUACCAAAGAUCUUCUUGGGGUGAUUUUCUCAGUGUUGCCCUCCCGUCCAUGAUUCAGACAGCCAUUUUAGAGAAUGUCUCCUUCCGUCACGGUCUUCCUUUGAGAUUUUUCUCAGAUCAUAGUCGGCAGGCAAGCAGCAGCGAGACGGGCGAAAAAAUAACAAGUUUGGUAUCACAACUGAGCAGCCAUAUUGGAUCACAUGGUCAGGAAGCUGCCAAUGAGAUGCUCUGUGACUUCAUAGCCAACCGUCUGCCACCAUUCAACAAUGGUGACCAAGACUUCGGCCCUAAAGGUCCCAUGCCUUCAUCAGACCACCAGGUGCGUCUACGCCUCCCCGAUCAUACUUUCAUCGUAAGAAGGCAAGGCGAAGAGGAUGAUGAGGAUGAUGAAGAAGAAGAGGAAGAAGACGAUGGAAAGGAAGAUGAUAAUGAGAAAGCAUUUCAACUGUUUGUCUAUCAUUCUUUUAAUAAUUCUCACCAAGAGCACAUGAUGUGCAGCGAAUCUAAAGAGGCUCUAGGGAUCCAGCUACCAACAGAAUGUGAGCCAGCUCUCAGAACUCUUAAAGAAUCUCCACAAUCCUGGCAGAACAUCAGAGACAUAAAUUUGGAAGAUGGCGUCAGGUCGCAGAUGAUGAUGUCACUAUGGGCAGAGGGUCUGAUAGAAGUCAGGGCCGGGACAUAGGUCGAGAUAGUUCUUGAUAGCCUUAGGUCACAGAUGAUGUCCUGAUGGGCAGAGGGUCUGGUUGAACUGGUUGAAAUCCAUGAUGGGAGAUAGUUCAAGAUGCUGCCGUUGGGUCACAUAUAAAUCACAUCACUUUUGGUGGUAUAAUUAGAGGAUGGGAGAUAAUUCUUGAUUUUUGGACAUACUGCAUGAAGUCACAGAUGACUGUGUCACUCUGGGCAAAGGGUUUGGGAUGGGAGAUAGUUCUUGAGGCAGGGUUAUAUCGCAUUACGUCACAGAUAAUAAUGUCUUGGUGGGCGAAGAGUCUGGUAGAAGUUGGGGACAGGAGAUAUUUCCGAGGCUGUCACUAGGUCACAGGUGAUCAUGUCACUUUUGGUGGUAUAAUUGGUGGAUGGGAGAUAAUUCUUGAUUUUUGGACACACUGCAUAGGUCUCAGAUGACUGUGUCAGUCUGGGCGAAGAAGUGUUUGGUUGAAGUCGGAGAAGGGUUAUUCAGCUUAAGGUCACAGAUGAUAAUGUGUUGGUAGGUGGAAGGUCUUGUAGAGGUCAUUUAAUAGUGGAUUAUAUGGCAUAAGGUUGCAGAUAAAUGUAUCACUGUGGGCAGAGGGUCUGGUUGUAAUCCAAGAUGGGAGACAGUUCAGGAUGCAUUCAUUGCAGCACAUGUGAGAUCAUUCUUAAAGUAAGGUUAAUAUCUUUGUUGGCAGGGAAGUCAGGGACUGGGUUAUAUGGCACUUGGGUUGCAGAUAAUUAUGUCACUGGGCAGAAGGUCUGGUUGCAGUCUGGGACAGGGGAUAGUUCAUGAGGCGGGGUUAUGCAGCAUCAGGUCAGAAAGGAUUGUCGCAAUGGAUGGAGGGUCUGAUAGCAGUCCGGGACAUUAUGCAAAAAUUUAAAGAUGGCUCAGAGAAAAACCAUAUUUUACAAUUAUGGCAACCUCAUCCAGUCUGAAAACAGUUUCCUGAUUCAUGGAAAGAACCGUUUCUUCUAGACAAAAUUUUUUGAGUUUAUAGUCAAAACUCUGGAAAAUACAAAUUUUUCUGAGCCAUCCUCAAAAUUUGUCAAUUUUGAGAUACACGAUUUUAAAAGCCCAUCAACAUUAUGGAGGAAGUACGUUGCAAGGAAUCCAGUUAUAUGAUUCAGUACAGUCACAGUGAAUUUCAGGUGUGGGAAACGGAGCAAAGAUCAUGAAAAUAAUCAUCCUUUGUAAACUAAGUUUGUAGACAUUUGGACUGAUGACAACAUUCAAGCAGCUUUUGAAUUGCCAAAGUGUUUUUUUAAAGGUUUUUGCUAUCACGAUUGUAUGAAUAAAAUGCAAAACAUUCAACUAAAAUUAA